AUGGCAAGUGCAUAUAUUGAUGAAGAGAAUGCAUCCACGCUUGCUGUCACGCAUUCCACCCUACACAUCAUCGCUUUAGAGGUAGGUCGCCAACGAGGCAAGGCUGCCUCCAGCUCAAGUUCGCAAAACGUCGACCGAAAUGCACGAAAAGAGUUGCUACAAUUACUCGAGAGAUCCGUUGAAGGCGAUCCAUUGGUAGCCGAAUGGCUGUUGUUGGCACUCGCUGCACGCAUACGUACCCGUUCAGCAGCACAUAUGCUAGGUGCUCUUACGUUGACCAUAAGCAAUUUCCCAAUCACUCCAAACGAGAAAGGCAAAGAAGCAAACCUACUCACCACCCUUCGCGGAAUUUUACCAUUCGUUGCCGAUCAAUCACUCGAUUUGGCUCACUUGAACGCACCAUCGACGCUUUUUGCGCCAAAAAGUGAUGCAGACGAGCGUGGUAUGAAGGCAUGCAGGCUGCAAUUGGUUCGACAUUCGAUCUUGUUCAUCGAUGAAUCGAGUAUGAAUGAAGGUCAAUUACGCGAGAAUGGGAUCAACAACAUUCGUUCGCUCUCCACCGUCUUGCAGACACAGAAGUUGCCUUACACUUUCCCCUUCAGUACGCAUGAGAUGGAUACGCAUUUAUCGUGCAUGGUUACCAGUCAAGGAAAGAGCUUCUUGCCAAUCGAUGUUCAGGCUUCAUGGCAAGGCACUUCAAGUGAAGUGUUUGGCAAUGUUACUCGUGACCCUCCUGCAUCCGCAUCACUUGCUGCUAUUCGUGAGUACCUCUCCAACGUUCAGCAACUUGCAGGGUCUUCAUCGCAAUUCACGAUUUCCAAUGAUAUUCCUGAGAAGAUUCAAGAUGAUUUUGUGAUUAUCCGAAAAGCAAAUCAAGCCGCCACUUCUGCCACCUCUACCGACACCCAAACAGCUUUGGUUACAAUCAUGGAUACCCCCAGGUGGCCAGAUUGA
Molecule: messenger RNA, 954 nt
Organism: Meira miltonrushii
Lineage: Eukaryota; Fungi; Basidiomycota; Exobasidiomycetes; Exobasidiales; Brachybasidiaceae
Exons: 2
Coding region: 1-954 (317 amino acids)
Biological process (GO): DNA-templated DNA replication
Molecular function (GO): chromatin binding
Source: RefSeq, a predicted model, not a curated record